This is a messenger RNA of Lepidothrix coronata (blue-crowned manakin), 1671 nucleotides long. It is a transcript of the gene SLC67A2, whose product is annotated as major facilitator superfamily domain containing 9. The transcript has 6 exons. The record is from RefSeq and is a predicted model, not a curated record. Bases 171 to 1526 code for a protein of 451 amino acids. Gene Ontology annotation, biological process: transmembrane transport. NCBI's taxonomy places the organism in Eukaryota, Metazoa, Chordata, Aves, Passeriformes, Pipridae. Gene Ontology annotation, molecular function: transmembrane transporter activity.
UGGCGUGGAAGCACAGAUCUCUUUACUCUUCGUCCUCUUCGCCUGAAAAGGAGGAAACACGGAGAACGCGGUGUCUAACGCAAACAAAAACACCGAACCCUGUCCUGCCAGCCCCGCGCUUCCGCCGCGCCGCCGGCACUGCGCACGCCCGGCACGGCCACCGUGCCCGCAUGGAGGAGGAGGAGGAGGAGGAUGGAGGCCCGGGAGCCGCGGGGGCUCCGGAGCGGUCCGGGCGCUUCGUGCGCUGCCUCUACGUGGUGGGAUUCCUGGAUUUAUUUGGGGUGAGCAUGGUUGUUCCUUUAAUGAAUCUUCAUAUCAAAUCUCUAGGAGCAAGUCAUACAGUGGCCGGAAUAAUAGGAUCUCUCUAUGGUGUAAUGCAACUGUUUUCCAGCACAUUUGUGGGCUGCUGGAGUGAUAUAGUAGGAAGACAGUAUUCCUUGCUUGCUUGUAUUCUUCUCAGUGCACUGGGUUACUUCCUUCUUGGAACAUCCACCACUGUGUUGCUGUUUGCCAUUUCUAGAGUCCCUGUAGGUAUUUUCAAACACACACUCUCUAUCUCUAAAGCCCUGCUUUCUGACUUGGUUUCGGAGAGAGACCGCCCUUUGGUAAUGGGACGCUUCAAUGCAGCCUCUAGUGUGGGCUUCAUUCUGGGGCCUGUGGUUGGUGGCUACCUGGCAGAGUCGGAAGGUGGCUUUUAUCAAACAUCCUUCAUCUGUGCCUCUAUCUUCCUUCUGAAUGGUGGUCUUGUCUGGAUGUUACCUUGGAAUGAAAACACUGGCAACCGGGAACAUCAUCAAGGCAAAGGAACAAAUAGUCUCGCAGCAAAAGCAAAUCAUGACCCGCACUUCAAAUCAGCAGCUAAUAGAGCUGUGACAAACAAUAAUGUUUUCCAGUCUCCGUGGAUCCAAGUUGCAACAGUGUUGAAGAAGAUUAAAGAGAUUGCAUGCUCUAACUUGUGGGAUAUAUUUUUAGUGCGGUUUCUGAUGUCUGUGGCUAUACUGCUGUACUAUAGCAAUUUCACUCUGGCCUUGGAGGAGAGAUUUGGAGUGAAACCACUGUUCUCUGGAUACUUAACAAGCUAUAGCAGUGCACUUGGAGUCCUGGCUGGUUGUCUGCUCGGACCAAUAACAAGGCUCUAUCAGCAUAACACUUACAGAGUUCUGUUGCACUCCAGCACUUUCACCUGUAUGCUGAUUCUCCUGUAUGCAUCAGCAUUGAACAUAUGGAUGGUCAUUUUGUCUUCCACAUUCUUAGCCUUUUCAACUACUAUAGGUCGUACUUGUAUCAUUGAUCUUGAAUUGACCAUUGGUGGGAAUGAGGCCAGUGGCACACUUCUAGGUGUUGGACAGUCUGUGACAUCAGUGGGACGUAUAAUUGCCCCACUCCUUUCUGGAAUUGCGCAGGAGUUCAGUCCUUGUGGCCCUCCAAGUCUAGCUGUUGGACUAGCUUUAGUAGCUAUUCUGAUAAUGAAUGCAAACAAACAAAAAUACUGUAGUCAUGGAAAUGUGAAGUUAAAAAAUCAGUAAGCACAAUUUUGUAUUGCAUAGGUGUAUCUUCACCUGCCAGGCUUGUACAGUGGUUACAUGAUCUUUUAAGAGGGCACAUUGUGUUCAUGUGGAGGCAAGUAUUUCUGCUGCAGGGUGCUGAUCUACGGGGAAGCCGUACAACAGG